Cannabis sativa is the source of this 3952-nucleotide messenger RNA. Its product is annotated as PH, RCC1 and FYVE domains-containing protein 1. Bases 475 to 3702 code for a protein of 1075 amino acids. The record is from RefSeq and is a predicted model, not a curated record. Lineage: Eukaryota; Viridiplantae; Streptophyta; Magnoliopsida; Rosales; Cannabaceae. Gene Ontology annotation, molecular function: metal ion binding. The transcript is spliced from 9 exons.
AUAAAUAAAAGGGGUGUAAUUAAUGUCAUAAUAUAUAAUUUACGAAACUGAACAAAAAUUAACAUAAAAAAAUAAAUAAUAAAUUUUAAAAAGUAGUUAAAUUAGUUAUUGUAUAUAGGUGGAAGGAAGAGAGAAAAAAAAGGGGUUGUUCAGAGCUUCAAAGUUGCCUGAAACCCAUAUUACCCUCUCAUUUCCAACCCUUUUCUCUCUCUCUUUCAAUAAUUCAUUGACCACAUUUUCAUUCAUUGACAAUUGUUUUUCAGAUUAUUUCUUCAAUUUGAUUGAAUUUUGAUGAGAGGGCAUAGCAGAAGAAAGCAUAGGCAUCACAAUCAUCAUCAUCAUUAUCAUUAUCUAUGAAGACUUGGAGACGGGACUCAUCGCCGAUGCCGUUGCCGGUUGAGCUUUCUUCUUCUUCUUCUUGUUAUUAUGCUUUUGUGAUUAUCAGUUGUGCUCUUUACAACAUUUUCAGAUGGAAUGGCAGAUCCUGUCACCUAUGGUAAUCAUGAGCGUGACAUUGAACAAGCACUUGUUGCUUUGAAGAAAGGCACUCAAUUAAUCAAGUACAGUAGAAAAGGAAAGCCAAAGUUUUGCCCAUUUAGAAUUUCUAAGGAUGAAACAACGUUAAUCUGGUUUUCUCAUGGACAAGAAAGGACUUUGAAAUUAUCUUCAGUUACAAGAAUUAUACCUGGACAAAGAACUGCUGUGUUUAGAAGAUAUUUGCGCCCCGAAAAGGAUUACUUGUCAUUUUCUCUUUUAUAUAAUAACGGCGAACGAUCACUUGAUCUGAUCUGCAAGGACAAAGCUGAAGCAGAAUUAUGGUUUGCAGCGCUUAAGGAACUAAUUCCUACAGGACCAAAGCGCAUUAGACGUUCUAAGAGUGAUACUUCUGAACAACAAGAUGGGAAUGAGUUUAUUCAGAAUGGCAGUCCCUUAAGUGUGUCAUUAGAUUUUGCAAGUAUUGCCCAUGGUAGGGUGUCUAUCGAUUUCAAUCCUCGCGAAUCUUCAUUUAGUUUAGCAAGUUCAGAUGUGGGAACAGAACGCGCAAGUAUGCAACUAAGAGGAAGCGGUGCAGAUGGUUUUCGUAUUAGUGUUUCAAGCACUCCUAGCUGUUCGAGUGGGGGAUCUGGACCGGAUGAUAUAGAAUCACUAGGAGAUGUUUAUGUGUGGGGAGAGGUUUGGGUUGAUGGAAGUUUAAGUGAAGGGGGUGUUGUUAGCUCGGUUCCUAUAAAAUCUGAUGUAUUAACCCCGAAAUCCCUUGAAUCAAAUGUUGUUCUUGAUGUGCAUCAGAUUGCUUGUGGAGUUAGGCAUGUUGGUCUUGUUACAAGACAAGGUGAGGUUUUCACAUGGGGUGAGGAAUGUGGGGGAAGACUAGGACAUGGGAUUGAUAAAGACUUCAGUCGGCCUCGUUUAGUUGAGUUUUUGGCAAUUAACAAUAUAGAAUUUGUUGCUUGUGGUGAAUAUCACUCGUGUGCUGUGUCUGCAGCUGGUGAUUUGUUCACUUGGGGUGAUGGUGCCCACAAUGCUGGUCUUCUUGGACAUGGUACUGAUAUUAGUCACUGGAUACCGAAAAGGGUUAACGGUCCUUUAGAAGGACUUCAAGUUUUAUCAGUUGCUUGUGGUACUUGGCAUUCGGCUUUAGCAACUUCAAAUGGAAAACUAUUUACAUUCGGGGAUGGAACGUUCGGUGUUUUGGGGCACGGGGAUCGCCAAAGCAUUUCGUAUCCAAGAGAGGUACAGUUAUUAAAUGGCUUAAGAACCAUAAAGGUUGCAUGUGGGGUGUGGCAUACUGCAGCUAUAGUAGAAGUUGGCCAGUCUGCUGUUAGUGUUUCGUCUAGAAAACUAUUCACAUGGGGCGACGGUGACAAAUAUCGAUUAGGACAUGGAAACAAGGAAACUUAUCUUUUACCAAACUGUGUUUCUUCACUUAUUGAUUACAAUUUCCAACAGCUGGGGUGUGGACACACCAUGACAAUUGCUCUCACUACAUCUGGUCAUGUCUUCACCAUGGGCGGUACCGCGUAUGGGCAACUAGGAAACCCAGCUUCUGAUGGAAAAACACCUUGUUUGGUACAAGACAAAUUGGUAGGCGAAUUUGUUGAAGAAAUAUCUUGUGGGGCAAAUCAUGUUGCUGUUUUAACAUCAAGAAGUGAAGUAUUCACAUGGGGAAGAGGUGCUAAUGGAAGAUUAGGACAUGGCGAUACAGAAGAUCGAAAAACUCCAACAUUGGUUGAAGCAUUAAAAGAUAGGCAUGUUAAGAACAUAUCAUGUGGCUCAAAUUUCACAACAAGUAUUUGUAUUCAUAAGUGGGUUUCGGGUGCUGAUCAAUCAGUCUGUUCAGGUUGUAGACAAGCAUUUGGUUUCACCCGAAAGAGGCAUAACUGUUAUAACUGCGGGUUAGUGCAUUGCCAUGCUUGUAGCUCGAAAAAAGCAUUGAGAGCUGCAUUAGCUCCCACUCCUGGCAAACCGCAUCGCGUUUGUGAUGCUUGUUAUGCAAAAUUGAAAGCUGCUGAGGCUGGUAAUGCUUCUAACUUUAGUAGGAAAGUUACUACUCCUCGUCGCUCCAUAGAUUCGAGGGAUCAUUUUACUAGAGGAGAAAGAUGUUCAAAGCUAUUGAUAUCUCCCAAUAGAUCAGGUGGGAAAUCAUCAUCAGACUAUCCAUCAUCAUCAAUGGUUAGGACUUCACAAGUUCCAGCACUUCAACAACUGAAAGAUAUUGCAUUUCCCAGCUCAUUGAAUGUCCUUCAAAAUGCUUGGAGACCCGUUACUACACCAUCAUCGCCUCAUCAUAGUGUCAACAACAACACCAGAUCAUCUUCGCCUUACAACAUAAGGCGAACAAGCCCCCCGAGAUUAGCAGCUCCUGUAUUUUCCAGGGGUGUUAUUGAGAGUAUGAAAAAAUCAAACGAACAUCUAACUCACCAACUAUCCAAGUUUCAAAACCAAGUGAAAAGUUUAAAGCAGAAGUGUGAAACUCAAGAUGCUGAGAUGCACAAACUAAGGAAAAAUGCUAAAGAAGUAGCUUUGUUUGCUGAGGGACAAUAUUCAAGGUGCAAACUAGCUAAACAACUUGUCAACAACUUCACACAACAGAUGAAGAUAAUAAUAACAGAGAAGUUAUCACCAGAUGAUUCAAAUAUGGAAAUUUUACAAUCAUUGCAAACUCAAGCUGAAGAAUUUCUAGACACAACAAAUGCAACACCCGAAAUUUCUACUUUGCGUAACGCAGCACGAGCUGCAGAGAAAUCUCAUCAUCAUGAUCAUCCAGAAACUGACAAACCAUCAUCAUCAUCAUCAUCCUCUUCUAGAGAUGAUGGGGCUUCAACUUCACAUAGCUCAGAAGAUGCAUCAAAUUCUCAUGAAUCUUCAUCCACAAACACUGAGAUAGGAAAAGAAGUUGUUGAGUUAUUUGAACCUGGUGUGUAUGUCAUUCUUAAAUACAAAGAUGGUAAUUGGGAGUUUAAGCGUGUCAAAUUCAGUAAACGAAAGUUUAGCGAGCAAGAAGCAGAAGAAUGGUGGAAUCACAACAGAGAAAGGCUAUUUAAGCAUUAUAGCAAGGCUAAGAAGGCAAACUAUGCCUCAACCGAAACAUCUUCCGAUACACCAGUACCGACACCAGCACUAGCACCAGCACCAGCACCAGCACCAGCACCAGAUGUGACUGUUGUGUCUGAGGAAAGCUCCGAGGCUGCAUCAUCUUCCUAAUGUGGACAGAACCAACUAGGUGUAGACAUUCAAUUUGUUCAAAAACAAAAGAAAACAAGCUUUAACUCUUAUUACUAUCACAUGAGAAAUUUAACUUGAAUUUUGUUCAAAAUGUAGGGACAUAAAAUGAGGUUGAAGAUAAUUCUUUGUAAUCUUUUUCUUGAGAUGCUAUAUACUUCUUUGCUGUUACUCAUUUUUGGUUGUAUAGUAUAUUUAUACUGUCCAAUAUUAAUAGCUUUUAUUAUUAUUA